Molecule: messenger RNA, 1434 nt
Organism: Paracoccidioides brasiliensis Pb18
Exons: 5
Coding region: 1-1434 (477 amino acids)
Source: RefSeq, a predicted model, not a curated record
AUGCCUGACAGAAAUUCAAUCCACACAACCUCUAUAUGGGGUAUUAUCAAAUCCUCCCUCUCUCACGUCACCAACAGUACUCCUACAAGAGGAACAGAGGAUGCUAAGUUCAUCAAACAAACCAAUACCACGGCCUCUCACGAGCCAGAGAAACUCGCAACCAUACGCUCGAAGGGUAUAUAUCAUGGAAUUCCAGUCAUCACGGAGUCUGACUCAUGCAAGGGGCUCUCAGUUAUUGUCACAGGUGCCAACGGCAUAUCGGGUAACCACAUGGUUCGUGUCCUGGCUGAGUCCCCCCGGCGUUGGGCAAACAUAUAUACCAUGUCUCGCCACGCGCCCGCCGUGGAUUGGAAAUAUGCGAACGUCAAGCAUCUCGAGUUGGACUUCUUGAAGAGCUCGCCAGAAGAACUGGCCGAGAUGAUGCGGGAGAAAGGGAUUGAGGCCGACUAUGUCUUCUAUUAUUCGUAUAUCCAGGUUCCACCAAAAACAGGCGGUUCAAUAUGGUCGGAUGCCCAAGAGCUGUGCGAUGUGAACGGCGCAAUGCUAUCCAACUUCCUUAAAGCUCUCAAACUUGCCUCGAUCACGCCAAAACGCUUUAUGCUCCAGACAGGUGCAAAAACCUACGGCUGCCACCUGGGCACUCCGAAAUGCCCUCUGGUCGAAUCAGACCCGCGCGUCAAACUCGAACCAAACUUCUACUACGACCAAGAGGAUCUCCUCUUCCAUUACUGCCGGGAGACAGGUGCAAAGUGGAAUAUCGUCCGCCCUUCUUUCAUCCUCGGAGCUGCCAAGGAUGCUGCUAUGAACUUAGCAUACUGUCUUGGUGUCUUCGCAGCUGUUCACGCACAUUUAGACAAACCGCUGGUAUUCCCUGGAAACGUAGCUUCGUUCGACGUUAUCAGAGAUUUGUCCUCAGCUACAUUGAACAGCUAUCUUGCGGAAUGGGCUGUGCUGAAUCCAGAUGCACCCAACGAGGCGUUUAAUGCUUGCGAUUGCAGCGCACUUACUCCCGGUGCUCUCUGGGCCAGCCUUGCGAAGCUCUAUGGAGUUGAAUAUAAAGUCCCCGAUCCGACGGCCGAGUAUCAAAGUUUCACGAUGCCGUUCGACCCUCCUCGUGGAUUUGGACCUCCCGAAAAGAUCGAAUUCACGUACAGCAUGGCAGCAUGGGCGUACGACCCACUCGUGCACAAGGCAUGGCAAGAGCUCUUACAAAAACACGGCCUUGUCCAGGAUCCAUUUGCCAUCCCCGCUGAACGAAAUCGGAUAUUCGGUCUUGCUGACACAGCAAUCUUGGGAGGAAUGCCAGUUCAGUUUAGCAUGGACAAGACUCGCAAGUUUGGCUGGCACGGCACCGUUGAUAGUUUAGCGUCCUUGCGAAAUGUCCUGGAGGAGCUUGUUGAGAUGAAAAUGUUGCCACCAUUGCCCAAGGGUUGA